GGCGUGCGGUCCCGGCCACACGGUUUCCAUAGAAAAUCCCGGCCGGAUCUUGGAGCGUGCCAGCGGUGAGCAUUCCUCGCCGCUCACCUGCAACACCGGGAGGGCCCAAGCUCAGAGCGCGCGAGAGCUUCAGUUGAUGAUUUUCUUCAUCGCUGUCAAAGAACGAAACAGUGAGACGAAAGAUUUCAACUCUGGACAGACUUUUUUUGUCUCCUAUUCUUAUUGCGGAUUGGAUUACGUCGGUGCGAUUGGAUUACGUCUCCUACUUUUGGAAGAAUGCUCGCAGCAUAGCGCCAGCUCACCCGCCAUCUCUGGGCGGGAGCGGACGAAGAGCGUGCGACAUCAUGGAAGCUUCGAAAUCCAAGUGUGGCUAGAAAAGCAAAAAGCGGCCUUGAAAGCAGCAACUGACAGUCACCAACAGAACUGGAAUCGAAGGAACGACGCUUCAGCUUGUAAUGCGCUAGUAAAAUUUGAAUCUCUUUCUGGGAGAACUUCUCACCAAGCUAAAGUGGCUGACGUCAACGUGCGCUAAUGACCAGAGAGUUUCUGACGCUUCUCCUGACACUGCUGCCGACAGAUGUCUCGCCUGAGUGACUGUGCUUCUGGUAGAAGGCUUUGUCUGUUAUUGUACUGACGUGCGCCGUAUGGGCUUGAAGCAAGGUGUUCUAGUCCGGAGAAACAGGCGUUCGCAUAAAGUUAUUCAUGUAUUGUGCUCCCAUGCUCACCAAGACUUCUAGAAAGCGACUCUGCACUAUGUCACAGUUGUUUGGCCUACGCACACUUACUGUGGCUUGACAUUCUCAACGCUGCCGUUACAUAGAGGGGGAAUGAUGAGUUUGCGUAGCCUUUGAGAGAUUCAGCGCUGAACGACUGGCUGAGGCUGUGCUUUGUAUUUAGAGCUUAGAAGCGCGCUGAACAGCAUUAGAAAUGAAGUUGCGGGAUCAUACGAAAAGCUCCAUUUUGGCGUCUGGAAUCAAAAUUUUCUCGAAGCCCGAAUGUGCCUUAUUCAAGAUUUGCUGUCAACGUUGUGUAUUUGCUGUGAAACAAUCCUUCACCUAGCCUGACUAAUAUUCAUGUCAAAUAAUGCUCCACCAGCUGAUGCAAUGUAGCAGAACUUCAGCUGAAAGGUUGCGCGUUCCUGUGGGCCAAAGAUGAACGCAUUCCAUGCCGUAGGUAGAACAGAGUCCCCACUCUUAAGGUUCCACAGAAAUCGUCAGCUUGGACCGAUUCGUAUGCUUUUCCUUUACAUGGUGCAUGGUCAGAUGCCUGACAACACUGCACCGUCAGUGCCUUUUUAGUCAGGACUUUUAUCAAGAAGCGCAUUCUACGCAUGUCUUCGUAUUUGAAGGAGCGAAAGCGUUAAACAUAAAGUGACACAGUAGUUGACGUUCUUGUGGAUAUGUUCGCAGAGUAUUGAAAAGAGUAUAGCCAAAGCUGCUAGCCGAGCUUAAGAAAAAGCGAAAGGAAAAAGAAAUUGCUAAGUGGUUCGAAACGGGGCGGGGAGGGGGGCAUGGUGCUUUGAAGCACUCGGCUUCUUCACAAGUUUGUCUGCUCGUAUGAAAUGCCGCCCCUUAUGAACGUAUACUUUUGAAAUAAGCGGAGCUUACUGUGACACACGCGGGGGAGAACGACGAAAGUAUGCUUGCUUGCAAUGGAUCACUUUAGCAAAAGAAAGCUCGAUGUGUGUUAUUUUUGAUGGACCAAAGAAAAAAAUACUUGCUGUGAAACCAUGCGACCAAUUUCUCAUUUGCCUGCGAACAUUUAAGAGAACACCACUUUAUGUCCUCGUACAACCUAUUACUACGAAAUAUUAAACUUGUUCCACCCUCUUGUGAGCUGCAUGCAAGUUUUGCAGCUCUAAGAGCGGCUCGAGCUCCCAAGUACCCGCACGAAUUGUCGGGUUUUCGAUCCUCACCUCGUAAGCAAAUAGGAGAGCCGCUGCUUUGUGAGAUUGAGGCGUGCUGGUGUGACCCGUGUUGACUAUAUUUCAAAGCGGACCUCAGAUAGAAGUACGUUAGAACCGCAGGCAAGUUCAAUGUGAAGCCAGAUCGACGUAGCCGAAAUGUGAAACUAGAAAGGAGCACAUCUUGGAGUGAAAUUUAAUACUUAAACUGCGCUUGCUAACGCUGUUGUACCGCUACCGCAGGAAAUGUUUUCGCACUAUUGCUCCGGAUCGUAUUGACGGUUCAUUUUAGCGGCGCACAUACUUCUCCUGUGCGUGCCUUGCGCCACACUGGCACAUCAGUCCAUCAGAGCUUUUUUUACUCAAGUGCCGUGUCGAGGUGAAAUUGGUGGCAAACGUUCAAUAUCUACUUCGAUUUUAGUAACACCUUCCCGAAAAACCAAGUGCUCAAUCCUCUCUCAAUGAUAGGUUGGUGUGUUAUGCAUGCUUGCAUUGCUUACAUACUUUCACGUCCUCAUACGACAUUCUCGUUUAACGAUUAUGCCUUGCUGAGAAGUAUGCUGCGGCGGUUUUAUAUUCGAAUUGCUGCUCGGUGCCUGCGCUCAGAGGGAUGUACCCUGUGAUGUCCGAACUAUUGUCAUAACGUUAAGGACACCUCACGCUGUGUAAACAGAUGGGUAAUUCAUAUUAGCUGACUAGGCUUUAGCUAUUGUCAAGAAUAAACAUUUCGCGAGGGAACCUGUUCUGAAAACAGCAUUAAGUUACAUUUCUUCGUAAUGCGCCAAAUCCUUGCAUCAGCUAAGUCGUUGUAGGAAGAAUAUUAAUCAGUUCGACUUGUUGCGACAUGUAGUUUAAAGCUCCAUGACAUCCCCGACGUGCCGUUGCACUAAUUGGUUCGAAUUUUUGGCCACGAUUGCCUCCGUGUUGCUAGUGAGAGCCAGAAACAUUCGUUGUUUUUUCGGCUGUUUGACGUCCAAGAGAAACUUAUACAUCCAAAAUAGUUAUACGUCUCAUGCUGAUAUCAUAUAGCGGUAGAAUCGGGUUCAGUAUGUUGAAAUCUUCACUGUCGAAGAACAAGCAAUGUGAGGCUAAUUUUAUAUAAUAACGAUUUCUUGAAAUUUCUACAAGGCAGAAUAGGUCAAAGUCUGAAACUGGCAGCGCUGCAAACGUUAAGGGUGUCAUAACGACUGUUAUAAUAGACGACAAACCAACUUCUGGAGAAUGUUCUUUUCCAUGCCGACUGCUCUACACGUUGCUACGAAAAUGUUGGUCAAAGGCAAUAUGCAGACUUAAUUCACGGACGCACAAACACUCAGUUUUUAUCACGAUCAUUUCCACGUGCCUCUCCCAUGACAUGGCUUCAACUGACGACAUCAUUCUAGAAAAAAACACCAGAUACUGGAACCGAGCGUGCAUUACGGAAGCCACUGGUGUCUGUGCUUCUGAAGGACGAAAGUGACGCGCAAAUGCAAAUGAAGCCUGUCGUGUUUUACGAACUGCAAUUUCCGAAUGUGUAAACUACAUCUCUUGUGUCGACACGAGUUAAGACGUCAGCCGCUGUCAUCUCACCCGGGCUAGUGGCGUAUGCUUUCCUCUGAAGGACUGAUCUUCGGUUGUCAGGGACACACAGCAACGACUGUGCGGCCUUCGAAUGAAGCGCAGUUGGCAACGCUGCGGUUGUGGGCUGAGUGGCAAAAGACAUCCGAACUCGACACCGUAGUCACUUUCGUACGAGCCGCGUCAAAAGUCGAGGUACGCGCUCACUAAAGCGGCGAACUGACUGCGUUUCGUGCCCCGGUCGGCAGAGCGGCCAUGCCUCUCGAUGAUGACGGCUGGCCGCGGAGGAUGCGCCUGUUCAGCCUCGGGGACGUGGGAACGUUAUCCAGCUGCGUGCUUCGUCCUUGCUGUGACCGUUCUCCGCGAGUUGAGCCCGACUGGGGAGGCCCGACGACGCAGCCGGCAGCGCGCACCUCCCACGUGUCUCGACUGGCCAAGCGCAUAUCCAGCGUGUUCAGCUACGCCGGGGACGUUCAGUCGGUGCUGCAGGCUACGUCCAAAGAUGGCCGUCCGGACCUGCUGGCCACCAUUCACCAGCACCACUCGAUGGCCGGCCAGAGCACCCUGCAGAAGAAGCAGGGCGUCUCGGGAGAGAGCGCCACCUGCCGCACCCUGGUGCUGGAAGUGGAUGUGUCGCACCACCCCAAGGACUUUAGGUCGAAACAACUGAUCAAGGAUGCCAUCAUGGAGAACGACUUCCUCAAGAACCUGGACUCGUCGCAGGUGCGAGAGGUGGUGGACUGCAUGUACCCGCAGGUGUUAGACGCUGGCACGCUGGUCAUCCGGGAAGGGGACGUCGGCUCGCACCUCUACGUCUCCGCGGAGGGGGAGUUGGAGGUUGAAAAAGACGACCAGGUGCUGGGCCGCAUGGGACCCGGCAAGGCGUUCGGAGAGUUGGCCAUACUCUACAACUGCACCCGCACGGCAAGCGUCAAAGCGGUGACGAAGGCCAAAGUGUGGGUGCUGGACCGACGCGUCUUCCAGGCGAUCAUGAUGAAAACCGGACUUCAGAGGCAGGAGGAGAACAUCCAGUUCCUAAGAAGCGUCCCUCUUCUUCAAACACUUUCCAACGAGAUCCUGGCCAAGAUGUCGGACGUACUCGAAGUGGAUUUCUACCCUCCUGGCGUCUACAUCAUCCGACAAGGGACUUCAGGGGAUACUUUCUUCAUAAUCAGCCACGGAAAUGUGAAGGUCACGCAGCGGAUCGAGGGCACCAACCAGGAGGAGCAGAUCCGUGUUCUUGGCCGGGGAGACUACUUCGGUGAGCAAGCGCUGCUGAGAGAAGACAAGAGGACUGCAAAUGUUGUCUCCCUGGAGCCCGGUGUUGAAUGUCUGGCCUUGGACCGAGAAUCCUUCAUCCAACUUAUCGGAGAUCUCAGAGAGCUGCAGGACAAACACUAUGACGACAGGCUCCAGCUAAGACCACCACAGAGGAUCACAAGCAAAGCUCUGGAAGUGGACUCCGAGGUGAAGCCUAUUCAGCUGGACGAUCUCGAAGUGCUGGCCACACUUGGCGUUGGAGGCUUUGGCCGCGUUGAACUGGUGCAGUAUGUACAGGACCGCAGCCGGACGUUCGCGCUCAAGUGCCUGACCAAGAAGCACAUCGUGGAAACGCAACAGCAGGAGCACGUGCUGAGCGAGAAGGCGCUCAUGAUGAGUUGCCGCCAUCCGUUCAUCUGUCGCAUGUACAAGACGUUCCGAGACGAGAAGUACGUCUACAUGCUCAUGGAGGCAUGCCUCGGCGGGGAGGUCUGGUCGCUGCUCAGGGACAGGGGAGCAUUUGACGAGAAUACGACAAGAUUUUACACGGGCUGCGUUCUGGAAGCUUUGCAGUAUCUUCACGACAAAAACAUCGUCUACCGAGACCUCAAGCCGGAGAACAUGGUCUUGGACUCUACUGGAUACGCAAAACUUGUGGAUUUCGGAUUCUCGAAGCGCGUUCCAGCCGGCCAGAAGACGUGGACAUUCUGCGGCACGCCCGAGUACGUGGCCCCGGAGGUUGUGCUAAACAAGGGCCACGACCGUGCGGUGGACUUCUGGUCUGUGGGCGUGCUCAUGUUCGAGCUGCUCGCGGGCGCACCACCUUUUGCUGCCGACGACCCGAUGAAGACGUACAACGUCAUCCUGCGCGGGAUUGACAUGCUCGACUUCCCGCGCACAAUGUCGCGCAACGCUGUGUCGCUCAUUAAGCGGCUCUGCCGCGAGAACCCGUCCGAACGGCUUGGCUACCAGAAGGGUGGCAUCAUGGACAUCAAGAAGCACAAAUGGUUCCAGGGCUUUGACUGGGACGGAUUACAAGCGCGGACACUGCAGCCUCCCUUCGAACCUCAGAUCCGUGGACCCGCAGACAGCUCAAACUUCGAUGUUUACCCCCGAAACUUUGAAAUCCCACCUGAUGAAACCUCCGGAUGGGACGAAGACUUUUAACGCGUGACAUUUUUCCGCACCUCGUCUGAGAACCACAUAAAUACCACUGCAGAGCGAAGUUGAAAAUCAAGAAAGGGGAUGACAGAUGGAAUAGCAUACUGUGGUAUGAAGUUGGUAAACAGGGAUGCCUUUCUGAGGCACCUUAUCCCUGUUUACAAGCUUUAUGCCGCAGUCAGAAGUGUUUCUUCAGGUUUGCCAAGCAAUGAAUCACCCAGGAACGUUACGCCGUUGAAAGGCCAUUAAUAUUCAAUCACACGACUGUCAGCGAAAAAAAGCAACAUUAUUGAGCGGUUGAACUCCUGCACUCGUAUCUACUAGUUGUCGUUUUAUCUAUUUAUGUAUGUAUGUGUUUAACAGUACAACAGAGUUGUGCCUCGUGUGCGUGCGCACAUUUUUGACGGGCAUUCCCGGCUGUAUUUGAUGCCUUUGCAUAGGAAUAUGAUUCACUUGGGACCCAAAGAGAUACCAUAUCGAUUUGAAUGCCACGAAUGAGUUAGCGUGCCAAGACAGCAAGCGUGAUCUGCCUAGCCUGACAGGUUGCCAUAAGCACCGGUCCUUGUGUCUUCGCAUGUGCGCUGAAGGCGGUAGUUGCGUUUCAUAACAAGAAAUGAUGCCGUGAAACCUAGUUACCGCCUCCCUGUUGAUCAUAUAUUGAUGUAACGCUUUUUUGCUCAAUAUUAUACGUGUUCCGUAGCGUAUAUCAACGCACUAAAAAGUUUAUUUAUAGCUACAGUCAGACAGCUUAUUUUUUGUAAGCACCAGUAUUUCCUGUAGUGUAGGCACCGUCAGUGCCGUGAAGGUCAAGCGCUGGCAUGGGAUCAGGAAUUUUGUGCGUGACAUGGCAUAUACAGGUGUUUGUGGUAGAUGAACGCUUCUUUCAUCUCCUUUAUAAAACGACCAACUUAAUCGAAGGCAGCAGCUGUGAGAUGCUGGUGGCUGGUCCCUGUACUCAGAAAGUAUCGUGUGUGAUCAAAUAAUAGGUGAUCGCGCCAUCAUAUUAUUCGCAACUGAUAGGUUUACGCGCCGCAAGAACAAGUACAACACAUGCGCGAGGACGAUGGAAAUCGGUGCCUUGUUGUACGUAAAUAGGCAGUGCGUGUUUCGCAUCCUUAUCAGCGCGCGACAUAUAUUAGCGUUUCAAUUCGGCGCAGGUUAUACCAUUCAUCACGGCCAUUACCAUAAGUAUUACAUGACGCGCAACACUUUAAAAAUGAACAACUGCCACAGACAGUGCACUAUACGCAGCAAACGCAGCUACAACGAGUGCGCUGUUUGCAGUUUCAUUAGGUAAGAUAACGGGCUCACAAUUAUUCCAGUCAUGUGUAGUCCUAUGAAUCGCCUUGUUAGCAGCCUUCAGACAACUUAAAUACACGUGACCUACUUGUGUUGCUCGCAUUCGAACGCGAAUAAGUUGUCACUAGGAAGUGAACCAACGCGAAGUGUCUAUGCUCUAAAUAUCGGCACCCGAUAACCGCUAUGCCAGAAUGUGUCCUCGAAGUCAGAAAGAAAUGCUUCAUCACCACAAAAAUUCCGCACCAAACCUGUUCGCAGUGGUUUCUCCAGUACUAACAAACAUUGCCUCCUUUUCUGUAAAUCUGUCAGCGUAUACUUCUUUACUUGACCACAGGAACUAUAAGAGCACAAGAUGCACAUGUGGAACACUUGUGUCAGAAGCCAAGGUGACGCAGUACGUUGGUUGUAUUCAUGAAACACGUUGUGCGUGUGGAUAUUGUUUUUUCAAGGUUGUUUUGUUUGCACAAAUAAAUAGGGAAAACCUGUCGUAAAAA
Dermacentor andersoni is the source of this 7674-nucleotide messenger RNA. Its product is annotated as cGMP-dependent protein kinase, isozyme 1-like. Gene Ontology annotation, molecular function: cGMP-dependent protein kinase activity; ATP binding. NCBI's taxonomy places the organism in Eukaryota, Metazoa, Arthropoda, Arachnida, Ixodida, Ixodidae. The record is from RefSeq and is a predicted model, not a curated record. Gene Ontology annotation, biological process: protein phosphorylation.